UGUCGGAGAACGGGUGUGCAGAGAAAAAAACCGUAACGGCUGUGAGUGCAGGGAGCGGCGCACACUGACCUGAAUCUCCGCGCUGGCGGAGAACGAGCGGGACGUGGGAAACGACGCCGAUGGGAAACACGGCCAGCAACAGAUGCCAUGGCUGCUGGACUGCACUGUUGGUGUUGAAAUAUGAAGAAUAAGGGAAGUAGGUUGAGAGCUGAAGCCCACCGCGGACCUGUCGUCGCUGUUAGGCUGUCAUCGUGUGUGUUGUGAUUGUGUCCUGCCCGCCCGCCUGCCUGCCGGGGGGAGACGUGUUGCGCGGUGUCUCGGCUUCGUCAGACUGCUGUGUUCGGCGGUUCUAGGGGAUUUCUAGAGGAUUUCAGGGCUUCUUCUCCUCCUCUCUUUCUCGCUGGAGGUGAGCCGAGACGGUCAGGUCGCCGUCGCAUGCUGGAAGAUGGGCUCUUGGGUCUCUUAGCACAGCUUUGCACAGCAGCAGCUGCUCCAGACAGACUUUAUUGACAGCCAGGGAGGAUCUGAUUGAGGACGCAUUUUAUUUGUUAGCUGGCUGAGCUAUCCUAACAAUAUAUAACCUACGAAAUUAACAUAGGUUAGCUUGUUCCUGAUUUGUUCUCUUUUUUUCAUCUUUAGUUUGUUAUUUGUUGUUGUUUUUCUCCCCCCACACAACAACACCAACACCCCCCACCCACCCAAACACACAACAUACACACAUCUGCCCACGGCCACCUUGGAUGGGGGGCAAACAGAGCACGGCGGGGCGGCCCCGGGGAGCCUUUCCCGGCGUGUCGACGGACGACAGCGCGGUGCCGCCUUCGGCCCACUUCGGCCACUACCGAGCCGGAGCCGGCGGAACGAUGGGGCUCCGCAGCCGCUCCGUGAGCUCCGUGGCCGGCAUGGGGAUCGACCACAACGCUGCAGUGCCCUUCGGGUUUUACACCGCGCGGGGCGCGACGACAGACUCGGAGCGGGCUGGCGGCGGAUCCGGGUCGGACUCGGCUCACGGCAACGGCUACCAGGACACAAACGGCGCGGGACAUCACACGGACGGCGUGCUGUACCUGGGCUCCCGCGCCUCCCUGGCGGACGCGUUACCCCUGCACAUCGCGCCCCGGUGGUUCAGCGCACACAGCGGCUUCAAGUGUCCUGUUUGCUCCAAGUCGGUGGCAUCCAAUGAAAUGGAGGUUCACUUUAUCAUGUGUCUGAGUAAGCCCCGCCUCUCCUACAACGACGACGUGCUGGCGAGAGAUGCGGGAGAGUGUGUGAUUUGUCUGGAAGAGCUGCAGCAGGGAGACACCAUCGCCAGACUGCCGUGCCUCUGUAUCUAUCACAAAAGCUGUAUAGACUCGUGGUUUGAGAUCAACCGCUCCUGCCCAGAGCAUCCUUCAGACUGACCUCCAUUCACUCUUACUACUGCUGAGAAAGGGCACUUUAUGGACCUAAACCUGGCUAUCUGGACACUGAAUUAACCAAAUAAAACAAUCAACCUAUUUAUCGAUUUGAUCAAACCUGUGGAGAUCGCAGAGCGGAACCAAAUAAAGAAAAACUACGCUGUCGAGACAACCAACACCACAACCCCACGACCCCGUCAUUUCUCAAAGCCCCUCCCCCUGCCUGCCUCACUAGCUAGCAAAUGGCUAACUACCCUAUUCCCGCUCAAUUUAAUGGCCAGCUCUGGAUUUUUAGCCACUAGCUGCUGUUUGUUCCUUCGGCGCCCCCUGGAGUUCGGCUCAGCCAGACACACGCACCCCCUCCCCCGCUGUUCGCCGCUCAUCUCGUUAUCUUUCUGUCGGAGAGGAAGAUGAGGAUGAAGAGGAGUUUAUGCUAAAAAGGAUGAAGGGCUCGCGGCUGCCGAUCACAGAGACAGGGCCGCGCUCCUCACCGACCAGCCUGAUGGCUAUGGGCUUCAUUAGCCUGAAAAUGCUAAUUAGAUGGGCGUGGCUUUGUGCUUCAUGUUGUCCUUAUUUAGGAAUGCAGGAGGUGGAGGCGGAGCUAAGUGUAGAAACAUACCUGGGGUAGGGGUUUAGUGUGUGUGUGUGUGUUUAUUCAGUGUAAAAGCAGAUAGAGCGCUGAACUGUGUGUGUGUGUGUGUGUAUUUGUGUGUUGAGCGGUAAGUUAAGUUUACUGUUGGGAUGAAUGUAAGAGUUUACACUUUUUCCUAUGUGAAAAAGGUCAAAUGAUUUGGAGUGGGGAAACGUGCAUUGUGUGUGUGUGUGUGUGGGAGAUUGGGAAUUGGAACGAGGAGGUUGUGUGUGUGGGUGUGGGUGUGUGUUUUUCAAAUGUUUACAGUUUACAGUAGAUGUCUUUUACCUCCUCAAGUCAAAAAAAAAGUCUAAAUCACUCAUAGGCUGUUUCUGCUUUUCUGUUGGUCAUUACAAAGUGCUGACCAUAUUAUUCAAAACAGUCUCCCUGUAAAGGCCUUGAGUGUGUUUACUGUGUGUGUGUGUGUAUGUGUGAGUGUGUGUUAGGGUGUGAGUGUGUGUAGCCAGAGCUUUGGCCUACAUCCCCAACAAUCUUGUUUUCAGUUUCGAGAAUGGCCAGUCCGCUCCUGCAAAGUUGCCGAUGCUUCUCGGCUGGAUGUACUCACCCCCGACAGACGGAUGGACGGACAGACAGACAGACUGGUGUGAAACUAGUGCGAGAUAUGAUCUUCCUUUACUGUUUUCUUUCUGAACCUGUGAGAAAGCUCACAACAUACAAACACAAACCUUCUAUUUAAUCUCCUGGAUGCCUCUGCUGUAUAAAGAACAUCCACUGUUAGAAACAAAGUCAUGUUGUGAGAAAAUGUAAAACAGAAAAAAUAACCAGGAGUGGGAAAAUUAAUCUGAUGAAUGAUUCUCUUUUGUUAGAUAGAAAUAGAGCUUUUUUUCCAAGGGUUGUCUCUGAUUCACGUCUGAAAACGAGGGCAAACAAACGCCAUCCAUCAAAAAACCACGGACAGCAGAUUCUGCCCGGAAGAAAACGGCGCAGAGAAGCAGAAAUGCUGAGCUGGACUCCACACCCCUCACUUUCUGCUUUCCUCUGGUUCAUUUGGGUUUUUUUUUUUUUUUUUUUUUGUUUAAUUUCUUAUUUUUCCUUUUCCAAGGAUGUGAAUGGAUGCCUGUUUUUAGGAUGUACAAACUUAAUUGUCUGAUGAAUUUGAUGUGCAGUCUGUGGGCUGAGUAAUAAUGAUAAUGAUAUAUAUAAUUAAAAAAGAUAAAACAUGA
Molecule: messenger RNA, 3212 nt
Organism: Astyanax mexicanus (Mexican tetra)
Lineage: Eukaryota; Metazoa; Chordata; Actinopteri; Characiformes; Acestrorhamphidae
Gene: znrf1
Product: zinc and ring finger 1
Exons: 5
Coding region: 741-1400 (219 amino acids)
Source: RefSeq, a predicted model, not a curated record